This is a messenger RNA of Penicillium robsamsonii, 1059 nucleotides long. RefSeq lists its product as uncharacterized. NCBI's taxonomy places the organism in Eukaryota, Fungi, Ascomycota, Eurotiomycetes, Eurotiales, Aspergillaceae. The record is from RefSeq and is a predicted model, not a curated record. Bases 1 to 1059 code for a protein of 352 amino acids. The transcript has a single exon.
AUGUCCAUAACUGAAAAUAAUGAACCACACCGGGUCCUCCUUGUCAGUGUACCACGCACCGCCUCGAAUCUACUCCUGAAAAUCCUCAACAUCCCCAACCAACCCGGUGUCGUCACCAACCCCCAAAGCGGUUACUUCUUCUACGAUGCCUUCAUGAAAGCAGGCCAGGACGGUCGCCUAGACAAGCCGCUAGAGGAAUGGACAACAGAGGCGAAGAACGAGACCAAAGCCGCCUUCCAACAUAGCCUCGACGAACUAGAAGCCUACUCCGCCCGAGCACGUGCCGAGAACAAGAUAAUGUUCGCCAAAGAACACGCCUUCUGGUUUAUCAACCCGGGCAAUUUCACGAGCACCAUCAAUGGCGCUGGAAUCUCCGAACACUUGAAAGAGUUCAACGUAUCCACGCCAGACCGCUACGGGCCCUCACAGACUUUCUCGCCCAAUAACAAAACCAUCAUGCCGGACGAAUACCUGCGCACCUGGCAGAUAGUCUUCAUCAUCCGUCACCCAGCACUAGCUUGGCCAUCGAUGUACCGGGCUAUGGUCAAGUUGUCCAAGGUCGGUGUCAUUGACAAUGAUCGUGUGAGGGGUGCGACGGUCACGAAUAUGACCCUGCAAUGGACGCGGAAAUUGUUCGACUGGUGUCUGGAGCAACCGGAUAAGCCUGUCACGCCUUUGGUCAUCGAUGCAAAUGAUAUUAUUCAUAACCCCCAUGCGGUGGUCAAGUUCUGUGAGCAGGCGGGUCUGGACACCGCAUCCAUGCAGUUUGAGUGGAAUGGCGAUGAGAAGAAGUCUGACAACUGGGCGCCUGUGAGUGCGAACAUGAGUAAUCCUGAGGAAGCGGAGAGGCGUAAUGCUGCUGCUUCCAUCAUGUUGUCGACCUUGGAGGAGUCGACCGGCGUUGUUAAGGAUAAGGCUCCUGCAUCGGUUGAUGUAGAUGGGGAGGUUGCUAAGUGGCGUGUUGAGUUCGGGGAUGAGGUUGCCGAGAUGCUUGAGAAGACUACCCGGGAUUCCAUGCCGGAUUAUGAGUAUUUGAAGGCCAACAGAGUUACUGCCUAA